CAUAUGGCUUUACAAUGUGUGUUAGUUUUCCUGUUUCUGGUUUGUUUUCUCUGCAAAGAAGCAGAGGCUAUCUCCUCUCACUCAAUUCCUCGUUCUAACCUCAAUCCCAAACAACCUCUCCAUCAAAUAUCGGAUAGAGAUAUUGAUAACAGAGAUAAAACAUUGGAUUCAUGGAGCAUUUUAAAUCAAGAAACUUCAGGUUAUAAUAAUUGGUCAAAGUCAAAUCUGAAUCGAAGCAGCCUCCCACCAGAUUUUAUAUUUGGAGCUGCGUCAUCGGCCUAUCAAUAUGAGGGUGCUGCAUUUGAAGGCGGGAAAGGAAAAAGUAUAUGGGACACAUACAGCCACACGCCAGGUAAAAUAUCAGACGGGAGCAACGGGGACGUGGCUAUAAACUUCUACAAUCUAUAUAAGGUUUUGUUACCCCUAAUACCAAUACUAUCGAAAUAGAUCACAUACCUAAUCAUACAAAUUAACUAAAUAUUUGAUUAAAUUUAGUUACUCCAUAUUAUUUAGUAAAGGUCAAAUGUGGUUCUAAAUAUGUGAUGUUUUUUCAAUUUUAGUCAUAAACAUUACGUUUUGAAUUA
Molecule: messenger RNA, 584 nt
Organism: Salvia hispanica
Lineage: Eukaryota; Viridiplantae; Streptophyta; Magnoliopsida; Lamiales; Lamiaceae
Source: RefSeq, a predicted model, not a curated record